UGUCUCCAUUUCACCAACAAUCUGACUAGAAUGAUGUCAGCUUUUCCAAAGGAAAAGAUCCAGGCUUCAGCUUUCCUCAAAGAUCCCACACAUAUUAAACAGGUGAAGGAUCUCCGCGAUGACAACUCUUCGGAGUCAAUUGAAACCGUUGCAACCAAAAAGCGCAAGAGGGGAGAUCGACCUGGGGCCAAGCGCCUGAGGAUAAGUUCCUCAAUGGAGACUAUGUCCCCGGGAUCGAUUCACUCCAAGACCUCCAAGUCCUCCAAGACUUCGCGCAAGAGCUCGCGCAAGUCCUCGGGCAAGAAGGAGUCCAAGAGAGACGACAGUGUGACCAAGUCUGCUAUGUCGCGUGAAAUCCUACGGUCCACACCUCCCGAGUCUACUCUACGUGAACCCACGCCCAAGCCGUCGGGCCAGCAAAUCUCCAAGGUAGCUGCUUCUACCAAGCCCAUGAACCCGUUUGAACUCCCAGACCUCUCAGCUUCAGAGUACAUCGUCCCUCGCGAGUUGGAGUUGGGGUUGGGCAUAUUCGACUGCUCGUCUGAGAGAGAGACCUCAUACGAGCCAGUCUCCGAAUACCUACCCGAGCAGCAUAACGAAGCCCCCACUCCGUACACCCCGGUUUUGCGCGGUGUGUCGCAGUACAACGAGCGGAUCCAGAGACAGUGUGGGGGUGUGUGCGAGACCUGGUUAGCGCGCCAGAUGUAUGAUGAGCUGGAUGAUAUCUCUACUCGCAUUGAAGACAUCAUGCGUGGGAUCAGGGUGAUGCUGGAGCAGAAGGGCGCGAUGGAUGAUUGUGAUGAAUUUAAUGGUCUCAAUUAUCAUUUUGGUGAGUCCCCUGGUGCUUUCGAGGGUGGUCCUGAAAAUCCAUUUGAAUUGAGUGAUGGGGAAGACAAUGAACUCUUUGUGGCUGAUGAGCGCGCUCACCCUGGUGAGUCUGGUGUCGUGUCUGGGGAUGAAUAG
This is a messenger RNA of Penicillium robsamsonii, 963 nucleotides long. RefSeq lists its product as uncharacterized. The record is from RefSeq and is a predicted model, not a curated record. The annotation marks the transcript as partial. Lineage: Eukaryota; Fungi; Ascomycota; Eurotiomycetes; Eurotiales; Aspergillaceae. The transcript has 2 exons.